Messenger RNA from Gamsiella multidivaricata, 1006 nucleotides. Its product is annotated as glutathione S-transferase. Bases 71 to 862 code for a protein of 263 amino acids. Gene Ontology annotation, cellular component: cytoplasm. NCBI's taxonomy places the organism in Eukaryota, Fungi, Mortierellomycota, Mortierellomycetes, Mortierellales, Mortierellaceae. The record is from RefSeq and is a predicted model, not a curated record. The transcript has 2 exons.
AUUUCGAAUCCUGGAAUCUUGUUUAGCCCUUCUCUUUCUGCAACAUUGCAGAGUAUAAAAGGGGCCAUGGAUGCUCCCACACUACCAGUCCCCAUUCUUUUCACUAUUCACUUUCUCUCUCUCUCUCUUAUCCCGCCAUUUUCUUUUGCCUAAAGAUAUUACCACCAUGACUGCCCAAAAGUUCGUCCUCUACAACUCUGACCUCUGCCCCUAUGCUGCCCGUGCUGUCAUCGCAGCAGCAGAGACCAACACUGAACACGAGGUCGUCUCCAUCGAUCUCUCUGUCCCCCGUCCUGACUGGUACCUCAAGGAUAUCAACCCCUAUGGCCAGGUCCCUGCCUUGAAGGUCGACGACAAGCACAUCAUUCUCGAGUCGCUCUUCGUUGCCGAGUACUUGGCUGAUCUCCAUCCCGAGGCUGGUCUCCUCCCUUCGGAUCCCCUGCAGCGUGCUCAGACCCGCUACUUGAUCCACCACUGGGGUGCCCGCACCCAGCCUGUUCACCACAAGACUGCCUUCACCCUCGACAGCGCCGAGGCCGCCAAGCACCGCGAGGAAUUGAUUGUCGAGCUCGGAAAGUUCAACAAGUUGUUGCUUAAUGCACACCGCAAGGAGACCGAUGGCGAGGGAUCCUUCUUCUUGGGCAACAAGUUCACGUUCGCAGAUCUGGCGAUCGCUCCCUUCCUGGCCCGAUUCUUUCUCCUCACCCAAUACAACGGAGUUAAGGACAUCACUGUAGAGAGCAACCCGGAGCUGAAGCGCUUCUUUGAAUGGAAGGAUGCGGUUCUUGAGAGGAGCACUGUUCAGAAAGCUACACCUAGCCAAGAGACUUUGGUCCAAAGCUACCGCAAGUGGCUCAAGUAAAAAAUCAGACAUUCUGGUGAAACAAUAAAACGUUUUUUGUACAUAUCAACUCCUCGAUGGAACAAAAAAAGUAGUCUUAUAAGACCAUUAUUCAUCAAAUUGUUUGCUACUGCAUCUUUGUUUUUUUUAUUAUUAUUGUGAUCC